UUUAAAUGGAUACCAGGACUCCUACAGGAAUGUAAAUGUACAGUUAUGAGAUAAAUCCUGCAUAUUUUGACCUUAAAAUCCACCGAAAACACCUGAGAAACACCUCCGAAGUCCUGCAGAGACGAGGCGUUCAUGGCUCUACGCUGAGAUAAUCACACUUUGACAGAAAAAGUAACCGGCCCCCAAACAAGGGGUGCAAUAAGGGGUGUUUUCCCCCCAGAUGGAUCCCCAUCAGCACUCCCCAGAGAGCAGCAGUGAGGAGUGCACCGUCCUGGAGGUCCCGCCCCCCGGGAGGAACGCCUGCCCCCAGCAUGCAGGGAAGGUGGCGGAGGUGUACUGCUCUUCCUGUGAGUGUGUGUUGUGUGAGGAGUGUGUGCAGGAGCACGACCAGCAGCACGACCAGCAGCCCCUCGAGCUGAUCCUGGAGCAGCAGCGCAGCGUCCUGCAGGAACAGCAGGGGGCCGCUCACAGCAGACUCCCUGAGAUCUCGGACGCGUUGUCUUUUGUCCGGGAGAUCCUUCAGCAGCUGACCAAUCAGAGAGCUUCUAUCGACGAGGACAUCCAAUCGAGUUUCGAGGAUCUUCACAAGCAGCUGGACGUCAGAAAGAGCGUCCUGCUGAUGGAGCUGGAGGUCACCUACGGCCUGAAGCAGAAGGUGCUCCAGGCCCAGGUGGAGAGCCUGGUCCUGGGGGAGGGGGCUCUCUCGGCCUCCCUCUCCCAGGCGGAGGAGGCCCUCUCUGGGGAGGCGUGUGCCGCCGGGCUGCAGGCGGAGCAGCAGCUGCAGCAGAGACUCGGGGAUCUGACCGGCCUCCGCCUGACCUGUGAGCCGCAGGAGAACGACCAGCUGGACCUCAUCCUGGAGACCGACGGCAUGCGCAAGAGCAUCCACAACCUGGGCACCAUCGUCACCACCAGCGCGGUGGCGAGCCAGAGCGAGGCCAUGGGUGCCGGUUUGGAGCAGUGCAUUGUGGGACAUCCUGCCUCGGUGACCAUUGUGACGAGAGACAAGUCGGGGGGAGCGUGCAAGAGCGGAAACGCCAUCAUGUCCGCCGAGGUCUUCACCCCGGACGGCAGCAUCGUGGACGGGGAGAUUUUGGACCACAAGAAUGGGACGUACGAGUUUGUUUACACGGUGCCGAAGGAGGGCGACUUCUCAUUGGCUCUCCGUCUGUACGACCAGCAUAUCAAAGGAAGCCCCUUCAGGCUCACCGUCAACAAGUUCCUGGAGGCCGAUGUGGAGGUGUCUCCCUCCACCACCACAGCCACCAACUCCGCAGCCUACGCCACCCCCUCCACGGGCUCCUCUGAGGGGGCAAAGAGACGAGGGAAGUCCCCCGGCCAGAAGAAGAAAGGCUCCAAGAGGGCGAGCAGCGCCUUGGGGACCCCGCGACGCAAGACCCAGAACCCCAUUGAGGACGACCUGAUCUUCAGGAUCGGAUCGAAGGGGAGGAAUAAAGGAGAGUUCACCAACCUGCAAGGAGUGGCUGCUUCCUCCAGUGGCAGGAUACUGAUAGCUGACAGCAACAAUCAGUGUGUCCAGAUUUUCUCCAAUGAGGGGGAAUUUAAGAGUCGUUUUGGUGUUCGGGGGCGCUCUCCAGGCCAGCUGCAGCGUCCCACCGGAGUGGCCGUGCAUCCCACCGGUGAUAUCAUCAUCGCCGACUACGACAACAAGUGGGUCAGCAUCUUCUCCAGCGAGGGGAAGUACAAGACAAAGCUUGGCUCCGGUAGACUGAUGGGGCCAAAGGGUGUGACGGUGGACCAGGAAGGUCACGUGAUCGUGGUUGACAACAAAGCGUGCACCGUCUUCAUCUUCCAGCUGACCGGCAAGCUCGUCUCCAAGUUCGGAAGUCGAGGAAACGGUGACAAGCAGUUUGCAGGUCCGCACUUUGCAGCAGUGAACAAGAACAACGAGAUCAUCGUGACUGACUUCCACAACCACUCAGUGAAGGUUUUCACUCCGGAGGGCGAGCUGGUGAUGAAAUUUGGCUCUAAUGGUGAGGGAAACGGCCAGUUCAACGCUCCCACUGGUGUAGCUGUGGACGUCAAUGGGAACAUCAUCGUAGCCGACUGGGGAAACAGCAGAAUACAGGUGUUUGACGGUAGCGGAUCCUUUCUAUCCUACAUCAACACGUCCGCGGACCCUCUGUACGGACCCCAGGGUCUGGCUUUGACCUCAGACGGACAUGUGGUCGUGGCAGACUCUGGAAACCACUGCUUCAAAGUCUACCGCUACCUGCAAUGAUGGAGGAUUGGAGGAAAGGCGGUUGGAGGGAGUGGUUGUUGGAGUGAAGGGAUAUGGUGCACGUCGUCACAUUUCUAGGAAUAAUUGCAUGAACCUCUACCAUCACAUUGGAAGAAGGGAUGGGUAUACAAAAGGAAGAAGCAAAGAAGAAGGAUUACCCAUCAUUACAUCAACAGACCAAAACAAAACUAUGAUCUACUUUUCUCAUCUUUAAAGAUUAGGAUAAAGUUCCAUCAUCAGCUAUCGUGUGAAACAGUGAAUCACAGAUAACGGUGGGACAACGAUUGGUGUUUGAACUACAUAUUCCUAACGUUUGAAGAGAGAUGAAGACAGAGGGGGAAUGGAAAGAUGGUGGAUUCAAGGGGUUUGCUGCCCUCGUGCAAAAUCGGGAAAUAUCGCAGAAUCACGCAAGGAUGGAGUAAAAACAGUUAUGCAACAACUGAUUCAGGAUGUCACUCUCUAUAAGUCCCUCUUUCUCCCAGUGUGGCAUUAUUGGAAAAGGAAAAUGGAGGAAGAACAAAAACAGGUUGCAAGAGGAGGUGAAAAACGUCUUGGAAACCACAAACUUCCUAAACCCAAAAUGGAGAAGAGGAUCAAAGAAGUAUCAAAGCUGUGAGUGUAUAAAUAAAGGCCUCUGCGUUGAAGGGAAUUGAUCGGAAGAUUAAAGGUUUUCUAAUGUUCUGCCUUGUGAUGUAUGCAAUAGACAAAUAAUAGCCGGUAAGCUAAAAGAGGUCUACGUCUUAGUUUGACAUCCAGGUCAUUACCACAAAUGAAGAAAACGGUUCUGACGCUGUAGAUUACAUUUGGGAAACACCAUCAACUCUAACAUGUUGAAGCUAACAUUAGCUAGCAACUUUUAGAGCUUGUCAGGUCGCCCUUGAGCAAAGCACUUCCAGCAGAAAAAGACUAGUGAACGUUAAAAUCCGUAAAUAUGCAACAAGAAAUCACUUGAGAAGGGAAUCCUCGUCCAGCCAAGUUAGAAUGGACUAUAAUGUUGACUAAAGAUUCACUUGCGAUGGUGAUGAUAAAAUAUUGUUUGACUAAGACACUAGGCCUCUUUUAGCCUGUUGUCCAUUGUUCGUACAUUAGGAUUGUCUGAUUAUGGAAUGUUUAAAUUUAGUUUCUUGUCAUAUGCUAGUAAUCUUUACAAGUCCUAGGCAAUAGAUUCAUCGUUAUAAAGGAUUGCUUGACUCUGAUGCUGAUUGUCUGUAUGACUGAUUCAAUUGGUUGAUUGACACGAUAGAUUUGACGGGCACCACGGUCUUGUCUGUGCUUGGUUUGAGUGGUAAUAUAUUUUUUCCAUGAGAAAUCUGUUGGAGAUGGAGAAAAAGAAGGUCUAUCAAUCUAUGCUAUAUAUUCGUGAGAACACAUUUAAAUAAUAUCGUGUAAAAAGUUGAAAAACAAUUAACAUAUACAAUCUAAUUUCAAUAGCCAAAAACAAGAAGAUUCUUUCGUUCUUUCAUCUUUCAUAAAACAAUGGCUCAGUGUCCGAUCAGCAUGCCUCUGUAUUAUGUGAUUGUCUUCAUCAAAUUUACUGGUUUAAACUGUAGGAUCCCAUUUUAUAAAAACAGUUAAUAAAUUCCUGAAAUUACAGUAAAGGACGCAAGACCAAUGUUACGUUGCAAAAGCAUUUAAAAAAGAGUUUUGGUAAAGUGCUAUUCAAUAGAAGUGAUACAAAAAGCAUUUACAUUGAUUGUUAAAUAGGCAAUAAAAGCAUUUAAGUUAUUCACAUGAGCAUUCAGUUAUACCUUUAAUAUACAGAACAUGUUUGGCUAACAGAGGUUUGCGGUAGAAAUUCACGCGUGAUCGAAUAGAACACUUUAUGUUAGUUAUUGCUUCAUAAUAUUUAUUUAUCUAUUUAUUUAUUUAUCUAUUUUGCCAUUUAUAUCUUUCUCUUUUUUUCUUUCUCCAUUUGAUUGUGUUCCACCAUGUGCAUUGAAAUUCUCAAGUGCCCAUUAUAUUUCUUCUUUUUGUAUAUUUUGUCUGUUAUGUUGAAUCAAAAUAUGAUUGUUGGUAUUUGAUACAUUUUAUACUGACUACAUGUGAGCGGACAAAUCAGCGUUUCAAAUUUUGUUUUAUUUUUAUUUGUCAGAUGAAAGUCGUCAUUCUGUGUUGGGAAAAUAAUGAAGCUAGCCAAUAAGAAAACAACUUGUUAGCAUUUCAUUUCUGAUUGAAAUCAAUAGACAUGUUUGGCAAAAAGCUAAUAAGUUAGCUGUUGCUCAGAAUACAGCAGAGUACAAAGGCCAAACUUAUAAACUACAAUCUGUCCAAGUAAGGACAUUUAUUUUGAAGAUUUAAUACUUUAGAUUUUGUAAGAAAAAGUCCAUUUAGUUAUACGCUAACUUGAUACUUUUUGGCUUUUUAUGGCCCUUGGUUUCAAUGCUGAAUGGUAACAAUUCUCUUUCGUGGAUAGCUACAACAAAACAUGUGCUAUGUUCAAUAAGACAAUUUUGAUUUAAAUGAACUGUCAGAGUCCCAAAAAGGAUUUCAUGUAUUUUCCAUUCUCUGACUUUGUUUUAGCGCCCAAUAGUGCUGCUGAAUCUCAAAUAAUGCUGAUCAACAGCUGGGAGGAGAUUUCUGGUGUUUCUAAAAGUAACCUGAGCCUUGUUUGCUGGAGAUUCAGCCUUACUGUCAGUAAAACAUGAAUGUCGUUUCAAAGUUGAUUUGAUGGAAUUGCCUUCUCAGUAAUCUUGAAAUGUAAUGCAAAAAUGACUAAGAGAUGGUUGAUGACCAUUUCAAACACAACUCAAACGAGUACACAUCCAUUUGUGGUAACUUCGGAACAAUACAUUCCUAUUCCUACAGUAUGUGGAUUGGGUGUGUAUCAUUGUUGGAUUUCCACCACUCAAGGAAAACUAUGGUAGACCAAUUAAGGUUUUUCUUUUCUCUCAUAUUGAUAUGUGGUGUUUUGAAACACAGUCCUUAAACUAAUGAAAUCUUUCAUUAUCACAUGCCUGCUCUCUCUCUCUAUAUAUAUUUACUAUAUGUCAUGUCUGUUAACUGUUAUGGACUGUCUCUAAUAUUCACUCCCACACUCAACUCUACAAUAAAGCAUUGAUUCCUAAAUAACCU
Trematomus bernacchii (emerald rockcod) is the source of this 5314-nucleotide messenger RNA. RefSeq names its product tripartite motif containing 2b (gene trim2b). The transcript has 13 exons. Gene Ontology annotation, biological process: negative regulation of translation; proteasome-mediated ubiquitin-dependent protein catabolic process; protein polyubiquitination. Gene Ontology annotation, molecular function: zinc ion binding; protein binding; ubiquitin protein ligase activity. NCBI's taxonomy places the organism in Eukaryota, Metazoa, Chordata, Actinopteri, Perciformes, Nototheniidae. The record is from RefSeq and is a predicted model, not a curated record. The coding region runs from base 221 to 2242 and encodes 673 amino acids.